This is a messenger RNA of Sinocyclocheilus rhinocerous, 1326 nucleotides long. RefSeq names its product protein shisa-6 homolog. Gene Ontology annotation, biological process: regulation of short-term neuronal synaptic plasticity; regulation of AMPA receptor activity. The coding region runs from base 395 to 1138 and encodes 247 amino acids. Lineage: Eukaryota; Metazoa; Chordata; Actinopteri; Cypriniformes; Cyprinidae. The transcript is spliced from 7 exons. The record is from RefSeq and is a predicted model, not a curated record. Gene Ontology annotation, cellular component: postsynaptic density; AMPA glutamate receptor complex; postsynaptic membrane.
GAGACAGCAGGGGCCCAUUCCCAUAUCACAGUACGAUCAUGAAAACAUCGCCGCUAUUGACACCUCGCCCAAAGAGAACACGCCUGUACGGACGUCCAAGAACCACUACACACCAGUGCACAACAAAAACAACCACGGGCAUUAUGGGAAAGAAAACUUCCGCAGUGGUCACGACAUUCACAACUUUAUCUCCUCCGGCUUUGUGACGCUUGGCAGGGGCCAUGUGAAAGGGCAGCACUCUGUAGAUGAUCUCGGGCAGCUGUCCUGGCAGGGCGAGCUGGACGUUCCUCUGUCCUACAGUAACCAUCCACACGACUAUACCAGCCAUCUGGAUCUCACUGGGUCACACACGCCCAAAAUCGGACACCGAAUAGUGUACUACGAGAAGCCGAGAAUGAACAACAUCCUGACAUCCCAGACAGAGCCGUACGACCUGUCGUUCUCCCGGUCCUUCCAGAACCUCACGCACCUCCCACCGUCCUACGAGAUGGCCGUGAAAGUAGACUUAAGCGGCAAGGACGACGAGUACUACAUCCGAAAGCACCAUUUACCCGAUCCGACGCCUCGCGGCGGCAACCUGCAGACACACAUGAUCAAGCUGAACGUGGAUCCGCCGGCGCAGCGCCAGAAGCCCAAACGCGUGCAGCGCGCCAUGUCCCAGGACCACGUGCUCUCGCCCGCCCGCUCCAAACCGCACCGGGACUACGGCCUGACGUCGUACAGCGGCGGUGCCGGCGGUCUGCCCCCGUACCACGGACGCAUCCUCUCUGAGGAGCAGCUGCUGUCGACUGACCGACUGCACUCCCAGGACCCGCUGCUCUCGUCGGAUAAGAUGCUGUCCUUGCGGCGCUCCGAUUUCCGGGAGAAGGCCAUGUCGCGGGCGCUGUCGCAUACGGACAUGUUCAUGCCGACCACACCGGUCAUGGACCGGCACUGCAAAAUGAUGAAGAUGCAUUCGCACCCCAGCAGCAGCAACAACGAGUCCUACAACACACUGACUGUGAACAGCGCGCAGGUGGGCAACAAAAGGCAGGCGUUCGCCAGCCGCCGCAUGCAUACGGUGGACCACCUGCAGUAUAUACCUGGACAUCACCAUCAUCAGUACAGAACCGCCAGCAAGACUGAAGUAACUGUCUGAGAGAGCGAGACAGGAGAGCGAAUGAUGUCAACAAACAAUCCAGCUGGAGGAAUUUGCAGCAGUGUCCCACUUCGACAGGUUUCUUUUUUUAAGCGUCCCACCUUGACCCGUUCCCGCUUCCAGCGCAAGCUUUCCACUCCAUCAGUUCCGGGUCGGCUUGAGAAGGAUCCAGACUUUCUUCUCGUACG